AUGGCUUCGUCUCAGAAUUCACUGGAGAAAAACCUCAAGUGUUCGAUUUGUUCGGACAUUUUUAAGGAUCCAGUCCUUCUCUCCUGCAGUCACAGCUUCUGCGCGGCCUGUCUGGACAAGUCUGGUAAUGUAAAGCCUACAAUAGAAUGCUCAAUCUGCAAGUCUGAGGUCCAGCAGACAGAGGAACAGAUAAAGGAGGAGUUUGAGAAGCUCCAUCAGUUCCUCAGAGAUGAAGAAGAAGCCAGGAUCACUGCACUGAAGCAGGAAGAGGAGGAGAAGAAGCAGAAGAUCAAUGAAAAAGUUAUGGAGAUUGAAAAAGUGUGGUCUGGUCUCUCUGAACGGAUUAAAAAGACAGAGGAUGAUAUGAAGGGAGAUGAGAGCUUGUUCAUACAUAACUUCAGAGAUAUUGAAGAGAGAACUAAGUUCACAGAACCAGAUCUAGAGCUGGAUUUAGGAGCUCUAAUUGACGUGGUCAAGCAUGUAGGGAACCUGAAAUUCAGAGUGUGGGAGAAGAUUAAGGACAUCUGUCCCUACUAUCCAGUACUUCUGGUGCCAGGAAGCAGAACAUCAAACCUUCAACUCUGCAAAGAUUUCAUUAGUGUAAGAGCUAACCCAAAUACCACUUCUCAACUAGUUUCAAACAGCCUCCCCCCAGCCAUCCUGGGCUCAGAGGGAUUCACCUCAGGAACUCACAGCUGGACUGUGGAGGUUGGAACCAGUGAUCACUGGGCUGUGGGGAUAACCAGUAUAUCUGGUAAUCGUUUAAAGAAUCCUGGUUCAAAAAUUGGUCUGUUUAAUGGCAAAUCCACGUGGGAUUCAACAGCGCCCAAGUUUACUAAAGUUCGGGUGAAGCUGGACUGUGAGAAUCGUCUAGUAGAGUACACAAACCCUGAUAAUAAUACAGUACUACAACGAAAAAAUUAUGUAAUUGCUGCAACAAUGUACCCAUAUUUUUAUACGCUCAGUCAAGAUCCACUGAAGAUUCUACCAGCUGAGGUCUCAGUCACUAUGCCAAUAGAUUAGACCUCACUUACAGUUACUCUACUCGAACUGUUUUAUUCUACCAUUCAGCUGUUUUAAAGAAAAAAAUCUAUUGAUUAUUUGUAUAAAAUCUGUUUCACAGGGUCUGAACUGGUUCUGCACAUUUUUGUGAUAUAUUUGUAUGCUGAAUAUUUCUGGAGAGUAAAGUAUAUUGCAUUGUAAUUGAUAAUUUAGAAACCAGCAGACAAUUGCAAACAUAAAUUUACAUGAUUAUGCCAAGAAUUUUCUGUUAGUAGAGAAGCACCAGUGAACACCACAAGUGAAUGACUGUACUCAUUGAGUAAAUUAACCAAAAGAAGUUAUU
Astyanax mexicanus (Mexican tetra) is the source of this 1345-nucleotide messenger RNA. Its product is annotated as nuclear factor 7, ovary-like. The coding region runs from base 1 to 1023 and encodes 340 amino acids. The record is from RefSeq and is a predicted model, not a curated record. NCBI's taxonomy places the organism in Eukaryota, Metazoa, Chordata, Actinopteri, Characiformes, Acestrorhamphidae. The transcript is spliced from 5 exons.